Messenger RNA from Aspergillus caelatus, 1692 nucleotides. RefSeq names its product putative serine/threonine-protein phosphatase. Gene Ontology annotation, biological process: polyphosphate catabolic process. The transcript is spliced from 3 exons. The record is from RefSeq and is a predicted model, not a curated record. Gene Ontology annotation, cellular component: cytoplasm. Lineage: Eukaryota; Fungi; Ascomycota; Eurotiomycetes; Eurotiales; Aspergillaceae. Bases 235 to 1530 code for a protein of 431 amino acids. Gene Ontology annotation, molecular function: phosphatase activity; endopolyphosphatase activity.
CAUAAAAGCCUCCGCGGAUACGAACAUUGCCGCCUUAUCAUAUCUAAGCCACUCCAGAAGGCACACGACCUCAAUUCCUUGAUAUACAAGACAUGGUCACUAUCACUGUCACUGUAUAGUGAACUCCAUCCCGACCAAGGGCGAUCCACAUCAUCAAAGAAAAGAAGUCCAUCCGUCCCGGAAAUCCGACCGUGUCCCCUAGAACCCGCUACCUCGGGAGCCUAAACCUGAACCAUGGCAAGAUAUUCCAACAUCAACAACCUGGAUUACACCGACGACUCCUCAGACGACGGUCUACACUCUUUCAAUGACAACAACAACAACAACAACAACAAUGCCCCAUCCUACCGUCUGACCAGAUACACCCGCCCGUUAAUCGAUUACGUCCGAAACGAGUGGAAGACCAACCCCAAAUAUGCCUCCCUUCCCACAACAAACACCGAUGCCUCCUCCGACUACCCGCGCUGGGUCCAGAUACUCGGCUCGAUCAUAACGGCACCCCGCUUCCGUCGCUAUGUCGUUGUUUAUACGACGGUUCUGCUCUCGUGCUGGCUUGGCUGGAAGUUUAUUGUGUUGCCGCGGCUAGAGGAACAUGCGGCGAUUCUGCGCGGGCUGGAUCCACAGGUGAAGGAGGAAGUGGGCGGGUGGUUUGGGGCGAAUGCGUUACCCAGAUUCGAUAAUAUGGUUCAGUUGAGGACGUUGGAGCCAUCGCUGUUGCCUGGGGAGGUGACAUCGGAGUCCGAUCAGCAUGGCGGGAGGAGGUUGAUUUUUAUUGGUGAUGUGCAUGGUUGCAAGGAUGAGUUGGAAAGACUCCUAGAAGAGACAUCUUUCAACCCAGACACCGACCAUCUCAUCUUCACCGGCGACAUGAUCAACAAGGGCCCCGAUAGCCUAGGUGUCGUCGACCUAGUCCGCAAAUACUCAGCGUCUUGUGUCCGCGGCAACCACGAAGACCGAGUCCUCAGUCUCCGCCACAACAUGAUCGCCGCCAACACCAUGAACGACGAAUUCUUAGACGACGCAAACAUGCACAGGGGACAAUACACAAGAGAGCGCGAAUUGGCGCGACAGCUGAGCGACGAGCAGGCCGAUUGGCUCGAUACUUGUCCGGUUGUUCUGAACGUAGGCCAGAUCCAGGAUAUGGGCCAGGUUGUUGUGGCCCAUGCGGGACUGGUUCCGGGGGUGGAUCUCGAUAAGCAAGAUCCGUAUAGUGUUAUGAAUAUGUUGACUGUUGAUUUGGAUACGCAUGUGCCGAGUUCUUCGAUCAAAGGCACGAAGUGGACGAAGUUGUUCAACAAGCACCAGUCACUUCUCUCUGAUAGUCUCCAUGAGACCUUCGAAAACCCCGAGUCGAUGCUCACGACCGUCAUCUAUGGCCACGAUUCCAAGUCGUCACUUUCUCUUAAGACUUACACCAAGGGUAUCGAUACCGGCUGCUUCAAGGGUGGAAAAUUGACGGCACUAGUCAUUGGGGAUGGUGGAGAGCAGAAGACCGUGCAGGUGAGAUGUAACAACUAUACUAAAAAGUAAGAGGGCAGCGUGAACCUCGUCUUGGGUAUGACUUCUGGAUUUGCGUUUUCGUUUCUCCGCUGGCAUGGGGAAACCGUGUGACUUUGAAUAUAAAGCAUGCUUGGUGUUACGGCGCUUCAUGAUGAAAUUGGGUCAUUUCAAGGGCAUUGUCAUGUUUUGAUG